Nomascus leucogenys (northern white-cheeked gibbon) is the source of this 1846-nucleotide messenger RNA. RefSeq names its product monofunctional C1-tetrahydrofolate synthase, mitochondrial-like. Gene Ontology annotation, cellular component: mitochondrion; cytosol. Lineage: Eukaryota; Metazoa; Chordata; Mammalia; Primates; Hylobatidae. The record is from RefSeq and is a predicted model, not a curated record. The transcript is spliced from 7 exons. The coding region runs from base 106 to 972 and encodes 288 amino acids. Gene Ontology annotation, molecular function: methylenetetrahydrofolate dehydrogenase (NADP+) activity. Gene Ontology annotation, biological process: tetrahydrofolate interconversion.
AGCGCCAGGUCCUUCCCCCCCGCCGCCGCCGGCUCCCCUGGCACGCGCCCCGCCGCCCUCGGCAGCCGCAGCUCCGUGUCCCCUGAGGACCCGCCUCCCCACACCAUGGGCACGCGCCUGCCGCUCGUCCCGCGCCAGCUCCGCCGCCCGCCCCAGUCCCCGAGCCCGCCGAGCCGCCUCCGUGUGCCCUGUCGCGCCAGCAGCGGCGGCGGCGGCGGCGGCCGGAAGGGCUUUCUUGGACAGCGGCGGCUGCAGGAUGGCCAAGCCCGGAGCAGCUGCAGCCCCGGCGGCCAAACGCCCGCGGCGCGGGACUCGAUCUUCAGAGAAGUCAUUCAGAAUUCAAAAGAAGUUCUAAGUUUAUUGCAAGAAAAAAACCCUGCCUUCAAGCCGGUUCUUGCAAUUAUCCAGGCAGGUGACGACAACUUGAUGCAGGAAAUCAACCAGAAUUUGGCUGAGGAGGCUGGUCUGAACAUCACUCACAUUUGCCUUCCUCCAGAUAGCAGUGAAGCUGAGGGAAUAAUGAUUAUAGAUGAAAUCUUAAAGAUUAAUGAAGAUACCAGAGUACAUGGCCUUGCCCUUCAGAUAUCUGAGAACUUGUUUAGCAAUGAAGUCCUCAAUGCCUUGAAACCAGAAAAAGAUGUGGAUGGAGUAACAGACAUAAACCUGGGGAAGUUGGUGGGAGGGGAUGCCCAUGAAUGUUUUGUUUCACCUGUUGCCAAAGCUGUAAUUGAACUUCUUGAAAAAUCAGUAGGUGUCAACCUAGAUGGAAAGAAGAUUUUGGUAGUGGGGGCCCAUGGGUCUUUGGAAGCUGCUUUACAAUGCCUGUUCCAGAGAAAAGGGUCCAUGACAAUGAGCAUCCAGUGGAAAACACGCCAGCUUCAAAGCAAGGUAAAUUUCAUGUUGGAAACAUACAUCUUGAAGGCUUAUGUUAGAACAGAAGAAAGUCUAGAAAUUUAUAAGCUAAGCACUUAAUUCAAGAAAUUAGAGGAAGAAAAUUGAAUAGACCCAUAUCCAUUAAAGACAUUGAAUCAGUCUACUCACCAAACAAACAAACAAGAAAAGGCAACAGGUGGUUUUACAAAUGAGCUCUAUCAAACAAUGAACAGAUCAUUCUAAUACAAUCCUUUUCUCCAGCAAAUGGAAAAAGAAGGAACCUGGCCUAACAGACUUUAUGAGUGCCAAAACCAAACAAGGACAAGAUGCUAAAGGAAAAUUAACAGGCCAGUUUCAGCUAUGAAUAUAAAUGAAAUAAUCAUGAGCGAAAUCUGAGAACACAAAAUACAGCAGGAAGUAGGGUUUAUUUUUGGAUUUCCAGGUGAUUGAACAUGAGAAAAUCUAUCACUGUAAUUCACCACAUUAUGAUUAAAAACUAAAUUCUCACCAUAGUAAGUGCAGAACAGUCAUUUGGUAAAUCUAGUAUCCAUUAUGACCCUUUGAAAGUAAUUAUAAUUUUGAUGAAAAUUAUUAAGAAGACCUAUAUAAAAGCAGAGGUAUCAUCUUCACGGAGAAGAUGCAAUAUCUUAAAGAUAUUAAUUGUCUGCAAAUUAUAAGUUCCUGACAUAUUUUUUGUAGAAUUUGACAAUCUGAUUCUGAAAUCCAAAUGGAAGCAUAAAGGACAAAGACAGUCAAGACAAUUUUGUGGAAAAACUAGGUGGGAGACAUUCCCUCCACAUAGUGUGAAUUAUUAUGCACUUACAGUAAUUAGGAUAAUAUGGUAGACAAACAGACAAUCGGAACAGAAGAAAGUGGAAAUUUAUGCAUAUAUGGAAGCUUGAGAGCAGGUACUGCAGAUCAAUGGGGAAAAGAUUAACUAUUAAAGGCCUGGUGUGGUGGCUCACACCUGUAA